UUCAACUGUGUACCUGAGAAUUCAACAUGAAUGUACAGGAAGCCUGCGAAUUUAUCCCAACACCUGUGAAUAUGAUCAAAACCAACAUGAACUGGCACCCCAACGCAGAAAUUGUGGUUGUACCUACCAAACUGGCAGGGACCGGCAGGAGGACAAUAAUCAUCAUGUCCUUUGUGCUAAUCAUCAUCAUUUUGGUCAUAACUGGGAUUGUCCUCUGGUACUUCCUGCUUGAACAACCUAAAGUCAACCACCCGAAAUAUCCGCUAAACUUUGUGGGUGGCCUGUGUAUAACGAAUAAAGAUUUUAACAGCAAUUACGCAGACAAAGCAACUGAUACGUUCGAAACAGAGAUGAAGGAAAUUGGUGAACAGGUCAAAGAAGCUUUCACCUCUUCAGACAUCAAGUCGUACUACAACAAGUCAAAGGUCUUCACUUUUGGUAAAGGCAGCCUGUUGUCUUACUUCUGGAUGGACUUCCGCGUUACGAAGAAACAGCAGGAAAACCUGACCACGGAUUUGGUGAAGUCAACCCUCAACAAACAUUUUCUGACUGAAUCGACUGACUAUCAGAUCCAGACAAUGGCUACCUCCAUAACCAAGAUGUCAAAAAAUGAUUUGAAAAUAUUGGCAGCAGCAACAGAUUGUCACAGUUACAGCUAUGUCAGUGCUGACCGAAGCAUCGUACUCAAAGGGCCUGAGUCAGACUCCAAGAGUUGUUUCUGGCACCUGCAGGGUCCGCCUGGGCUCCUGAUCAGACUGCAGGUAGAAUGGCUACUCAUCGGCUGUAGUGAUUGGAUUGCAAUCUACAACGAGGUGGCAACAACUGGCAAGACACUCUUGACGUCAUCAUAUAAAAUGGCCACCUUCCAGCGAUGUUAUCGGUCAGGGAGUUGGGAACAGUGUAAAAUUGUAACUGAGAACUGUUCCAGGAAUAUCACAUUGACAGAAGGAUGGGAAAUCCAAGGAAAUGCGAGCACGCCAUAUUUCCCCAGUUACUAUCCACCAAACACAGAGUGUACCUGGCAUUUUACUGUGCCAUCCCUGGACUACGGAAUCACGCUGUGGUUUGAUGGGUAUGAGCUGGACACUCCAACCUUCACUAAACCCUGCUCGCAAGGCCAGUGGAAGGUACAAAACAGGAAGCUGUGUGGGCAGAGGGUGCUGCAGCCGUAUGCGGAAAGACUGUUUGUCAUGUCGCUGACCACAAUGGUGACCUUCACUUCUGAGGUGACCCUCACAGGCCCUGGAAUCCAGUUCUCCUACAGCCUCUUCAACCAGUCAGACCCCUGCCCUGACAAAGUUCUGUGCUCCAUAUCUGGCCUGUGUGUCACCGAAUGUGAUGGGCUAAAGGACUGCAGCAAUGGAGUGGAUGAGAACAAUUGCGUUUGCCCUGCACAGUUCCACUGCGCUGAGGGAAAUACCUGCCUGUCCUUACUGAACGUCUGCAAUCAGGUUGGAGACUGUGAGACAGCCGACGAUGAACAGAACUGCGAUGAGGAAAGCCUGUUGGAGAGUUGGGAUGAAUCUGUCUGGAAAUCUGUGGGUGGAAAUUGCCCCUCUCUAGAAGUCACCGAGCGCAAGGUGAUGAGAGGGCAAACAAUCAAUUAG
Molecule: messenger RNA, 1607 nt
Organism: Rhincodon typus (whale shark)
Lineage: Eukaryota; Metazoa; Chordata; Chondrichthyes; Orectolobiformes; Rhincodontidae
Product: transmembrane protease serine 6-like
Exons: 14
Coding region: 27-1607 (526 amino acids)
Molecular function (GO): protein binding
Source: RefSeq, a predicted model, not a curated record